This is a messenger RNA of Bactrocera oleae (olive fruit fly), 1044 nucleotides long. RefSeq names its product YEATS domain-containing protein 4 Gas41 (gene Gas41). The record is from RefSeq and is a predicted model, not a curated record. Gene Ontology annotation, biological process: regulation of DNA-templated transcription. NCBI's taxonomy places the organism in Eukaryota, Metazoa, Arthropoda, Insecta, Diptera, Tephritidae.
UAUUGGUAGCAUCGAAACACAGGGUUGUGUGGUGUCACACAUAAAUGUCAACAUAUUCUUUAUACAUCAAUUUUGUUUUUGUACCAGUUUGACAAGUAUCAGCGAACUCUAUAAAAACAUUUGGUUUCUUUCUGAAUAUAAACAAAUUAAUUUAAUUAAAUGUAAAAUUGUCAAAUAUUUAAACGCAGACUAAACAUGAACAGUCUCAAUAUACCCACAGAUUUUGGGCCCGAUUCGGGCGGCCGGGUAAAAGGUUUGGUUAUAGUUAAGCCCAUUGUAUAUGGCAAUAUUGCACGAUCCUUUGGCAAAAAGAACGAGGAUGGACAUACACAUCAAUGGAAAGUAUAUGUGAAACCGUAUCACAAUGAAGAUAUGUCAGUUUAUGUGAAAAAAGUUCACUUUAAACUACACGAAAGUUAUGCCAAUCCAAAUAGAAUUGUAACGAAACCGCCUUAUGAAAUUACCGAAACCGGUUGGGGUGAAUUUGAAGUAGUCAUCAAAAUAUAUUUCCACGAUCCGACUGAAAGGCCGGUAACUUGUUAUCAUAUAUUGAAGCUAUUCCAAAGCCCAGUGGUUGAUGGUGAGCUUUCGAGCACAAAUUUGGACAAUAAUAAACGAAUGGGCGCCGCCAACGUGCAUUUGGUAUCCGAGUCGUAUGAGGAGAUCGUUUUUCAAGAGCCCACACAGCUAAUGCAACAUUUUCUCAUGAACGUACAGCCGAUAACGAGUGGAUCAUACACACAUGAUACCGACUUUGAAACAAAGAAGGAGAAAACCUUAGAAAACAUAAUUGAUGUAAAAGGAAAAGUAAAAAGUGAAAUAAACUCACUGAAAGACAAAUUGAAACUAGCUCGUGAAACCAUUGCGAAGUUCAAAGCAGAACUUGCUAAAGUACAAAAGCCACCCACUUCAUAAAUAUAUAAAAUGAACUUCCAAAAACAAAGAUUAGACUUUGAAUAAGUAGAUUUGUACAAUAUUUGAAAAUUAAAGAACUGAAGGCAACCUUAUUAAUAAAGAAAACACUUUCUUAUUUCAAUGAAAAAA